Messenger RNA from Linderina pennispora, 1729 nucleotides. RefSeq lists its product as uncharacterized. The transcript has 2 exons. NCBI's taxonomy places the organism in Eukaryota, Fungi, Kickxellomycota, Kickxellomycetes, Kickxellales, Kickxellaceae. The coding region runs from base 47 to 1411 and encodes 454 amino acids. The record is from RefSeq and is a predicted model, not a curated record.
UACUGGUCCUGUGAUUGCAAGAUCAGCUAAUCCGUGAGGAGCCCAUAUGGUUGGAAGUGUUAUUGCAAAGGGUUUAUUAUUUUGUUUAACGCGCAGGCGGGGCGCGGCGUAUAGACACGUUUGUACUUGUUUACCUGUCUCUGGCGUCCUACUCUGUUCAGCCUCCCUCCAUACGCACAUUCUGCACGCAACAUUGCAUAGUGGACGCACACAAAGGGGAAAAUUCAGCGCAUUUAACAAGCACAGGCAAACCACACUGGGAACACGUUUUUAUUCGCAUACAGGUCCCCCUACACAGUCCGCGAGGAGACGCUUCAACCCUUUUGUUUUUCUUGCGAGGGCAGGAAUGAGCACACAAGAUACAGACGACUUAGAGCGGCCAGAGCAAAGCGCGUCGGGCAGCGCAGGGUCGGAGGACUGCACAAGCGGACUAGGCAGCGACGCAUGCACAGACGAGGAGGCAGCGGAAGGCAGCGGGGAUGAAGUAGAGAGCGAUCCGGGCGCAGAGGUAGAGGAGGAGACGGAGAGCGAAGGCAUGGAGGUGGACGCAUUAGCUGAAGCCUCUGAGAGUGCAGAGUCGUCGUCUGAAGAGGAAGAAGAGGAGCAGCCAGCGGUCGUGGUUGAUAUAGGCGAGAUUGAGGGAUCUUCAGGCGAGGAGCCUGAAUCGGAAGAAGAGUCCGAAUCAGAGUCUUCCGAGGAAGAGACCGGGGUCGAGCAACAAGAAACCGAGGAAGCUGAGGAGGAGGUCGAAGAAGAAGUCGAAGAGGAAGUCGAAGAAACCACAGACUCUGAAGAGGAGGAGGAGGAGGAGGAGGAGGAUGAAUCCAGCGGCGAAGUAGAGGCCACCGAAGAGGUAGAAAGCGAAUCUGAAGAGGAAACAGAGUCGUCAGAAGAGGAUACUGUCGUACAGGCGCAAACAGCAGAAGCCAUGGAGGUGGAGGAGGACGACCCUGAUGAUUCGGACGACCAAGAGGCUGAAAGCGAAUCGGGAACCUCGGAAGAGGAGGAGGAGGAUGAGGAGGAGGAUGAGGAGGAGGAUGAGGAGGAGGAUGAGAGAGAAGAAACGGAGGAGGUUAGCGUCGAGCUACAGGUGGCCGAAGAGACAUCAGACAGCGAGGUCAUGGAGGAGGAGGAAGAGGAGGAAGAGGAAGAGGAGGCCAGCGGCUCGGAGACGUCUGGAUCAACGUCAGAUGGCGAGCAAGAGGGCGAGGCUGUGGCUGAGGAAGAGAUCGAGGAGCUUCCACCCUUGGGAGCAAUUCCCGAGGAUUCGGACGAUGCGGAAUUCGUCGGGUCGGCGGAGUCAUCGGAGGCUGAGUCAUCGGAAGCUGAGUCGUCAGAAGCUGAGCGUUCAGGGGCAGAGCUGGGGAACGGUUGCGGCACAGCCUGCGCAGCGCCGACCAGCCAAAUGUAGACGACCAACCACGCAAGCGGAGGCGAGUGGUACCGGAGCUAAUCUCAGCCAGCGACGAGGCGACGGUCAGCGACAGCGCACGGGCGCUGAAGGCAGCGCAAGAUCACGUGCCGCGCAAGCGCAAACUGGCAGCCUCGCUGCUGGCACUGACGGCAGGGCUCCCCAAUGACAGCGAGACAGCGACACCGGUGCGCGCGCAGAGCCCACCAGCAAUACUCGACAAGCCGCGGGAGGAGCGCAGCUACCGGGAGUUCUUUCCUGAUUUGGCAGAGGACGCACCGCUGCUAGUGCAGUUCCGACGGGCAGAGUCGUCGGGGC